This is a messenger RNA of Cuscuta europaea, 745 nucleotides long. The record is from the annotation of a GenBank genome assembly. NCBI's taxonomy places the organism in Eukaryota, Viridiplantae, Streptophyta, Magnoliopsida, Solanales, Convolvulaceae.
CAAAUUCCUCCCUAUCGUUACGCACUUAAAAUCACAAUUUCGCUCUCUGGAACUUCCCGUGAUUGAAGAUGAAAUCCAUCAAGGUUGAAGAUGAAUAUCAAGCCACCACUCAUUAUUGCUACAAUGACAAGGUAGAUAUGGUGACAAAAGGUGGGAGUUCUAUUCCAAGUAGUGGCCAAAUCAAGAAAAGUGUGAGAUUUGAUGAAGGGUGCAAUCAGGUGAUAUUUUUCACACCUACUGAAGAUGAAACUCGCCAUACUAAACCGCCACCUUCAACUCGCCAUACUAAACCACCAAUGCAGCAGAAGAAGAAGGCGGUGGGCGGCUGCGCGUGUGGCACACUCACCCAUAGCAGCUCAUUGAAGUGUCGCCUCCACCGCAACAGAUGGGCGUCGACGCCACUGAAGAUAACGAGCCGCCGCCCUGGGAGCGUUGAUGAUAGCCAGAUAUCACAGUUUACAAGAUUCGGAAGGGCCAUUCUCAAGUCUCUUCAAUUUUAAAAAUUUCUCUGCUAAUUUUACUUUGUAGUCCAUAGCCAGUGUUAAGUUUAUGGUUUCAUAGUUUAGGGUAGGGGUGGGAUCGGGAUGAUCCCGAUCCCGAUUGCCAAAAUCCCGAUCCCGUCCCGAUACUGAUCCUGAUUCAAAAUACAAGAGGUUCCUGUAUCUCAUCCCGAUUAAGUCGGAAUCCCGACAUUAAAAUCCCGAUUAAGUCGGGUUCCCGAUCGGGAAUCCCGCUUAAUCCCGAC